Trichoderma aggressivum f. europaeum is the source of this 807-nucleotide messenger RNA. RefSeq lists its product as uncharacterized. The transcript has 3 exons. Lineage: Eukaryota; Fungi; Ascomycota; Sordariomycetes; Hypocreales; Hypocreaceae. The coding region runs from base 1 to 807 and encodes 268 amino acids. The record is from RefSeq and is a predicted model, not a curated record.
AUGUUUCCAUCGCGAUUCCAGGCCACCGUCAUGACUGAGCUGGUAUGGCUAUGGAGAAUGUGGAGGCAUUGGCUCGUCUCUGCGUCCCAGAUUCUCACCGUCUUGUCGUAUGACGCCGAAGCGACCCGUUUGUUGCCAGGUUUCCAGUUGGGUGCGCAGGCAACUCCCCAUAUAAAGUCGGUAUGGCCUCGAAGUGUUGUGACGCACUCGCCCGUUGACGAGUCCCAGAUUUUGACAGUGUGGUCAUAUGAUCCGGAUGCAAUCUCCUUUCCGUCGGACGACCAAGAUACUGAGUUGACCCCAGACUCGUGGCCCUUGAGGAUGAGCUCAAGGACUGGUUGGACUGGUUGGGCUGGUUCGCCGGUACUGACAUCUCAUAUCUUGACCUUUUUGUCGGCGGACACCGAAGCGGCAUGGGUCGUUGUGUUGCACCAUGCCACCGAGUUGACGGCAUCGUCCUCGUGGCCCGUGAAUGUUGCGGUGGCCUCGCCUGUUUCUGGAUUCCAGAUCUUUGCUGAGGCAUCCAUCGACCCCGAAGCGAGGCGAGUUCCAUCUGGGGACCAGGCUACUGCCAUGACUGAUUUGAAAUGUCCUAUCUUGACUGUAGCAUCGGCUGAUGCUGAAGCAACUCCUCCCUUUUCUGACCAGGCCACUGACCGGACGUCGGCGGUAUGGCCCUCGAGCGUCAUGAGAAGCUUGCCGUUCGCUGCAUUCCAGACUUUGAUGGUGCGGUCAAACGACGCUGACCCGAGCCUCGCUCCAUCAGGGGACCAGACGACGGAUGUGACUGCAUCGGCAUGGCCCUAG